AUUCUAAACUUCCCGUUUUAGGGUAUAUAAACUACAGAUUUUUAUAGAGACACUUAUUCGAGACAGCGCUCUAGUAAAACCAUGGCAGGAGUGUGGUCGGCUUCCUUCGUGUUUGGCUUGCUCGUUUGUGUCGCUAGUUCUCAGCAAAUAUAUCUUAAAGAAAACAAUGAUUGCUUCCCUAAUGAGCAAACAAUGCUAAUUUUGAAAGAUCAGUUUAAUUUUCUAAAACAGGAGAACGCGAAAGAAAUUAAUUCCUUAAGGCAAGAGAACGCGAGAAAAAUUGACUCCUUAACACUGGAGAACGCAAGAAAAAUUGAUUCCUUAAGGCAAGAGAACGCGAGAGAAAUUAAUUCAUCAAGGCAAGAGAACGCAAGAAAAAUUGACUCAUUAACAAAGGAGAACGCAAGAAAAAUUGAUUCAUUGACAAAGGAGAACGCGAGAAAAAUUGAUUCCUUAAAAAUGGAGAACGCGAGGAUAAAGGAAAAUUUUAACGGGAUGCUUACAACCCUGAAGAAAAACAUCUCCAAUUCCGAAGAAGAUUUAAAGAGCAGUAUAUUGAAAAUCAUUGAAGACGGGUUAAACAUAAAGAAAGACUGCAAUGACCUCUAUAUUAAUGGUUAUAGAAAAUGCGGUGUUUAUGACAUUAAUCCGUCUGGUGUGUAUAAAAUAAAUUCGUCUGGUAUCGAAAGCAAGAUCAGUGUCUUCUGUGACAUGGUGAUAGAAGGCGGAGGGUGGACAGCAAUUCAGAAGCGGGUCAGUGGAGCGGUGAGAUUCAACAGGACGUGGUCUGAGUAUAAGACAGGGUUCGGGAAUCCUAACGACUCCUACUGGAUUGGGAAUGACGUAAUUCAUCAGCUUACGAGGGGAAGGAACUCCUCCCUCUACGUCUCCAUUACACUGACCAAUGGGACAAAGCUGUAUCAAUUAUACAACCAGUUCUCUGUUGGUGAUGAAUCACUUAACUAUAGACUGUUACUUGGAGGACCAGCUACCGGGACCCUGGGUGACAGUAUGCUGGAUACAGGGUAUUCUGGUGCUGACCUGUCCGGGACGUCGUUCUCCACCCUGGACAGAGACCACGACUUGUGUGGUUGGUGUAACUGUGCUGUUAGUGAGGGAGGAGGAGGAGGCUGGUGGUAUAAUGAAUGUAACCUUGCCAACCUUAACGGUCCCUGGUCCCCGGCAAAGUGGAUCAGUCCAUGGGCUUUUACCGUAACGAAUAGUGGGGAGAUAAAGGAGACACUCAUGAUGAUAAAGCCCCACUGACUGUUAUGUCUUACACAUUGAAAAGUAUAUAGUAAUUUAAAUAUUUAAUCCCUCUAUAGUUGUAUAUAGUACAUGUACAUUGAUUGAAAAAGUACAUUGAAGUUUAACAUUUAAUUCCUUGUAUAAUUAUGUAUAGUUCAUGUACAUACAAAGUCAAAUACUUAUAUUAAAUAAUGAUGACUUUUUUCUUGACAUAAUGAUAAUAUCGCUGUAUUAUUUUAAAGUAAAACAUUUAUAGAUAUUGUAUUAUUAUGCUAUUUGAAUUUAAUGAAAAAUCCUAUUGUUUUCUGAAAAUAGUGUUAUAACCUUACUUCAUAAUCUUUCUU
Messenger RNA from Saccostrea cuccullata (small rock oyster), 1592 nucleotides. RefSeq names its product angiopoietin-2-like. The record is from RefSeq and is a predicted model, not a curated record. Lineage: Eukaryota; Metazoa; Mollusca; Bivalvia; Ostreida; Ostreidae. The transcript has 5 exons. Bases 82 to 1266 code for a protein of 394 amino acids.